Molecule: messenger RNA, 4852 nt
Organism: Notolabrus celidotus (New Zealand spotty)
Lineage: Eukaryota; Metazoa; Chordata; Actinopteri; Labriformes; Labridae
Gene: man1a1
Product: mannosidase, alpha, class 1A, member 1
Exons: 10
Coding region: 138-1349 (403 amino acids)
Biological process (GO): N-glycan processing; carbohydrate metabolic process
Cellular component (GO): endoplasmic reticulum; extracellular exosome; Golgi membrane
Molecular function (GO): calcium ion binding; mannosyl-oligosaccharide 1,2-alpha-mannosidase activity
Source: RefSeq, a predicted model, not a curated record
UGCAAAAAAAACACACGCUGACAAGAGUUUGGAGAAAAGAGCCAAAUUUAACACCGUUUUCUAACUUCUGUGUGUUUUGUGUUGCAGGGAGUAUAAAGGGAGCGACGAUAGUUGAUGCUCUGGAUACCCUCUACAUCAUGGAGAUGUAUGAGGACUUUGAUGCUGCUACCGACUGGGUGGAGAAGAACCUCGACUUCAAUGUGAAUGCAGAGGUGUCUGUGUUCGAGGUGAACAUCCGGUUUGUUGGAGGGCUGCUGUCCGCCUACUACCUGUCUGGAAAAGAGGUGUACCGAAAGAAAGCGGUGGAGCUGGGUGAAAAGCUGCUGCCAGCCUUCAAAACGCCCACCGGCAUUCCCUGGGCUUUGCUCAACCUCAAGAGUGGUAUUGGUAGAAACUGGCCCUGGGCAUCAGGCGGCAGCAGCAUCCUGGCAGAGUACGGCACCUUGCAUCUGGAAUUCAUGCAUCUCAGCAAACUUUCAGGAAAUCCUGAGUUUGCACAGAAGGUGAUGAACAUCCGGAAAGUGCUGAACCGUCUGGAUAAACCUCAGGGGCUGUACCCGAACUACCUGAACCCCAACAGCGGCCAGUGGGGCCAACAUCACGUGUCUGUGGGUGGCCUGGGUGACAGUUUCUAUGAGUACCUCCUGAAAGCCUGGCUGAUGUCUGACAAGACUGAUGAGGAGGGGAAGAAGAUGUACUAUGAUGCUCUGCAGGCGAUCGAAAGCAACCUGAUGAGGAAGUCCAGCAGCGGGCUGACCUACAUAGCCGAGUGGAAAGGAGGGCUGCUGGAGCACAAGAUGGGUCACCUGACCUGUUUCGCAGGUGGGAUGAUCGCUCUGGGUGCCGACGGGGCGCCAAGUGACAAGACGGGCCACCAGAUGGAGCAGGCCGCCGAGAUCGCCCGGACCUGUCACGAGUCUUACGCAAGAACCGCUUUGAAGUUGGGCCCUGAGGCGUUCCGGUUUGACGGCGGGGUCGAGGCCAUCGCCACCCGGCAGAACGAGAAGUACUUCAUCCUGCGUCCAGAGGUCAUAGAGACGUACAUGUACAUGUGGAGGUUCACCCACGACCCCAAAUACAGGGAGUGGGGCUGGGAGGCCGUCCAGGCCUUGGAGCAGCACUGUAGAGUAGAAGGAGGCUACAGCGGCGUCAGGGACGUGUACGCUUCCACUCCGAACCACGAUGAUGUUCAGCAGAGCUUCUACUUGGCCGAGACACUCAAGUAUCUCUACCUGCUCUUCUCCGACGAUGACCACCUACCGUUCGACCACUGGGUCUUCAACACAGAGGCUCACCCUCUCCCCGUCAUAAAGAGGGACCUAACAGACAUUUCCAACAAGGUGGAGUAACGGACCAAAAAAAAACCAAGUGCGAGAACCUCUGAUCCUGUACACCUGAGCCUCCAGCUGAAACUGUUCGCCGUCUGGAGUCACGGACGCCUCUGGAUGGGAUUUCCUUUUUUUAAGUAUUUCUGAUGGGAUUAAAUGGAGUUCAAAGCCUGAGGGCGACCUACGUCUUGCUGUAGAGUCCAGUUUUUGUUUUUUUCCCUGCUCUGGUUGAUUCCAGGAGCUAAUCUGAACCAACAUGUUGACUGCUGGAUUAUGUGAUAACUCAUCCAAAGAAUGCAGUGGAGUCCUCAGAGAGGUUUUCAUACUGCUGCGGUAUCAAACGCUCUCUGAAGACGUCAUUUCAUUUCGUAGGAAUUUCUUUGACUUCCAGGUUUUUUUUUUGGGAGGGACAGUCGGUCGGACCAGUUCUCACUUUAUUCGUCCGUGAUGUUGUCGUUUGUAGCUGCAGCUCCGCCUCUCUUUUCUUUCCGUGGAGGAGAUCAGACAGACCUGAAAACCAGUCGUCUCCUGACGUGGAUACUUUUGGACCACCUUGCAUCCAGAACGAUUCCAGCUCCUGUGUGAGGAUCACCGAGGCUUCAGCUGCAGGACGCUUAACCUCAGACUCUGAUCAGGAGCCCAGCGAUGGUCCUCAAACCACCAUCUUCCAACUUCUUCUCCUUCAGAGGAUGAUUCUCUUGCUCUUGAAAAACGUGGUUGUCUCAAAGACGCAGCACAACCCGAGCCUCUUUUUAUAAACCCACAGAGCGCUGAGACUCCUGCUCCCCCUCCCCUCCCCCCCAGCUUCUUCUUCUUCUUCCUCAGUCUGAGUUAAGGUGUGACACCGGACGGACAGCCACACCGCCUCUGUACCUGCCAGUAAUUUCCCUUUCUCCCCCACAACGUUUACACAAAGCUGUCCCUCCUCCUCGUCUUUCUCCUCCUCCUCCUCUUCUUCUUCUACGGAUCUCAAACUUCAUUCAUGUGUUUCUUUUUCUGUUCUUUCUCACAUCGUCACGGCUGCUUCUGAGGUUUGACUGACUCAGGCUUUUAAAUCUUGUGACUUUAACUUCUCCUGACAAUAUUUACAAUCCACCAAGAUAUUCAAAUCUUACCAGGAACAAGUCUCUUAGUUAUAGCUGCAUUAAAAGAGGACAGAAACUCAGUCUUGUGGUCCAGAUUUCACGGUUGUUCUCUGCAGAUGAUGCAGAUCAGCUGUUCCAGAGCAUGGGAACGAGUUAGGCCUUUAAAAACAGGGGCUUGAUUCAAUUCAUGACUUGUUUCUGCAAACUAUUCCAAUGCAAAGUCCCAAAUAAACCUCACAGUGUAAGAUUUUGUCGGAUUAAAGCAACACUAUGCAACUUUUCACCACCAGAAACAGCUCUGCAGCUGCAGGGGAAGCAGAGCCUCCCUCAUUUCCAUUCAGCACACCCAGCGUCUGUCGUUGAACUAUAUAAGUUGAGGAUUUCCCCGGAGAAGUUAUGGCACAGUUUUCUGACAAAAAAGCCCUGAAGGCAAAAACCUCCCCUGUGUGGGUCUUUUCUCCUGCAGUCAUGUCCGUGCUGAGGAAGUGGAGCUGAAAGGACGCUUAGAGAAUCUCAUGAUGUUGCUUUAAGGCCUUCAAAAUUUAAAAAAGGUGAUGUUAUUUCCAGGUAGAGGACUUUAGAAGCUUAUAAUUCAUGCAUUUAGGUGGUUGAAUCUCUAAACAUCAGAGACCGUGAGAGUGUGAAGAUCAUCCAAACCUGUCUCAGUCAAACCUCCAUCUCUUCACUUCUUCUUCUCCGUCCUCCAGAGCAGGCUGUACGAUCCCUCCCUCCUCUAUGAGGAGAUGCAGACACCUGACUCUGCUGUACUAUUCCACACACACACACACACACAGGAACACACACACACACACACACACACACAAAGCCAUACUGAUUGAAUACAGCUUUAUCAUUCCGUCUGAGCUUUUUGUUCCCGUCGGGGUCGUGUUAACGCACCGACACAAAUCCUGUUGCUGCCGUACGUUCCGCUCGUCACCGUCUCACUCAGCGGGUUACUUCCAUUUUAUUAUUCAGAUUUCUCCACACACACACACACACACACACACACACACACACACACACACAACUGUAGCCAGAUUAAACCCAGCUUAGUCUUUUAAAAUAGUGCCUUCACUGUUGAAAACGGAGGAGUCCCAGAGGAGAGCAGCUCACACAAACACAGAGAGUCCACUUUGAGACGAGUCGUCGGGCUCCAGGUGAAGAUCCCGGAACCCUCAGACACGAGAUCAUUCCUGCUUUUAAUCCAGAGUUCAUCGUCAUGCAGGAAGCUCGAACGUUAGUGACAACUCUGUGACAAACUAGAGGAGGUAGAAUAGUCCAUCAUCAUGCUUUCUCUCCCUCCUGAGUCCUCGUUUAGUCAAAACCUGUCAAACAGAUCGUCAAACAGAGGAAGAGCAGCAGUGAGCCCAGUCUCCAGUUAUCCCUUUGACCACACCGACACCUAGUGGAGACAUCCGGUCAUUACAACCUGCAGGAGAUUGAGCCUAGUUUAAAUACUCAUUAAUAUAAGACACACUCACUCGUUGGAACUUAAAAGAAGGUGUGUUGUUUAAUUGAAAUUCCAGCACAUUAUUGAGGGAUUACUUUCAAAGAUAGAACAACAAAUUUCCACACAGUUGAGAAAGAAAAAUGAGAAAAAAAUCUUAAUUUUGACACAUUUUGUGAAACUUUAACUGAUUAAAGAAGCGUCUGUCGUUAGCUCCUCCACUCUGCAAAAUAACUUGAAUCUUAGUAAGUGAAUCUGUCAGUUUUCCAGCCUGAAUAUCUCUUUACUCUUAAUAUAAGCCACACUGAUCUGCCAAGUCAAGAUAUGGAUCUUAUUUAAAGACGGUACAAGCCAAAAAUAAGGGUCUUGGUGAUCUCUUGGAGGAAUAAGAGGUUCAAACUGUCUCUCCAUGAAGACCUGCAGAUUCUGUGCAGCUCUUUGUAGCUCCACCUGUUGUCACUAUCCUCAACUACCUGCUGCAGCAGUAGUGUUAGUAGUUGUGGCCAACUUGCAGAGACUCAUGCUACAAGGUGUCUUUAUUUAAUACUACACCACUGUUUCUUUAAAUGCAUGAUGAGGGAGAACAGCUGUUAUCCUACCGUCCAGCAUGAAGCCGCUUGAUACUCAGAGCGCCAUCCUGUGGAGGAAAUACUGUAACCUAUUAAAUCCAUGUUUCUUCAUUUUAUACAGUUAUAUCUGUCACAAUAAAAUCAACUGAAUUAAAUUAGAUAAAUAUCAGAAAAAUAAAAUAUUACAAUCAAAUCAAUACAAUUAAAUCAGUUAUAAAGUAGGGGGAAAAAUUAAUUAUUACAAUAAAAUCAAUAAAAUUAAAUUAGAUAAAUAUCAGAAAGAAAAAAAACCAGAGAGAUAUUGGAAAAAUAAGGUAAUUACAAUAAAAUCUAUUAAAUAAAAUUUGAUAAAUAUAAGAAAGUUAAAAUAAUUACAAUAAAAUUAAAUGUCAGAAAAGUAAAAUAAAAUUACUACAAUAAAUC